UGGAACUGAGAAUUCAAACUUUCAGAUCAUUUUUAUGCAGUGGCCUUAGGAAACGUCGCAUCAUGAAUCCACUAAAAAGGGGUUAAAAAAGUUUUUCGGCAUUUUUUCUUUAGGCAAAUAUAUUUUUGCUGAACAUCAUACUAGGUCGAACUAACGCGCAACUAACAAACCUCAAGGUGAUGCCGGAUGGUCUGUCUCAUAAAAUCCUUAUCUGUGGAGAUGUCAAAGGGAAAGUCAAUGCACUAUACUCAAGGGUUUCCAAGGUUAUGAACGUCGCUGGACAGUUUGAUAUGAUGUUUUGUUUAGGAGACUUUUUCGGAACUCAAACUGAUGAAAUAAAAAAAUUAAUCGAUGGCAGUUUGGCAGCGUCUCUUCCUACCUAUAUCGUGUCCCCAUAUACAGAAAUCGCUCGAAAGUUUUGUCAAACGGAAUCUGGUUGUGAGCUUUGCAGUAACGUCACGUAUCUGGGUUCUAAGGGCACAUAUACGGCUAUGAGUGGUUUACGUGUAGUAUACAUGGCUGAGUGGGAACCUAAUUCUGAUAACUGUAAUCUGCCAUCCAGUUUACUCAAUGAGGCUCUUGCAGCAGAGGACAGCGGCUUUUUGGGCGUUGAUCUCUUGCUCACUUGUCAGUGGCCGAAACACGUUAAUAAACUAACUCUAUAUGAACUCCCUGACGGUUGUCAGCAAUGUAUUGACUCUUCCUCGAUUUUAAUUUCCCGAUUGGCUUAUCUCACUCGACCAAGGUACCAUUUUUCAUGUGGUAACGGAGUGUAUUACGAGAGGUCACCAUACAGAAAUCACCGUGUUUUACAAGAAAAAGCUUGUCAUACUACACGUUUUAUAUCAUUGGCAGAUGUGAAAAAUGAACGUAACCAGAAGUAUUUAUAUGCUCUCAAGUUAAUCCCGAUUGAUAAAAUGGAUCAUCAGGAUUUAAUAAAUCAACCUCCAGACGUAACAGAAAAUCCAUAUCGCGAAUUUGUUGACCAUAAACAUUCUUUAGAUAGAGAAACAGAGGUACAAACUGAGCAAUACUUUUAUAACAUGAAUACCAACGAAAAAUCAGGAAAUCUUACGAAAAAAGGCACUCUUCAAAAGCGCAAAAUAAACACUAAUACAUUGGAAGACACAGAUGACAACAAAAGACAACUUGUUGAUAAAAAUGAUACCAGUGAGGAAAGUUUUCAAGAGAAAAUCGACAAAAACAGAAAUCAUGCAGCUUGUUGGUUUUGUUUAGGUAAUCCACAAGUGAAAAAACAUUUAAUUGUUAGUAUUGGUACUCAAGCUUAUGUAGCAUUACCACGUGGUCCUAUUGUACCUGACCAUGCAUUAAUUUUGACUAUUGGUCAUCAUCAAAGCUGGAUUUCUUGUCCAGAAUAUGUUCGUUCGGAAAUUGAAGAAUAUAAAUCCCGGUUAAAACGUAUGUAUGCUGCACAAGAUAAAGCGAUGGUAACAUUUGAACGAAAUUUGAAAACCCAACAUUAUCAACUUCAAGUUGUUCCUGUACCAUUUUCAGUUGCAGCGGAGGUGAAACAGGUAUUUCUCGAGCUAUCUGCCAAUACUGAUUUUAGUCCAUGCGAACUGAAACCAGUUCCUCGACGGACAGAAUUAGAUGAAAUUUGUAGGGUUGGAAUUCCCUACUUUUUUGUUGAACUCCCUACUGGUGAGAAACUUUUUGGACGAAUUCCAAAAGAUCGUAUUUCCAGUGCGAACUUACAAUUUGGUCGUAUUGUUCUAACAGAUCCACGUAUUUUAAAUUGUCCAGAAAAAGCCGACUGGCAUGAUUGUAUAGAUGAGGAAGAUGAAGAAACUGAUUUAGCUAAACAUUUCCGAAAAAUGUUUUCACCAUUUGAUGUCAAUGAUGAUGAUAAUGAUAUUGAAUAAACAGAACCAAUUUUUAAAGAAAAUUUUUUUUUCCAACAGCAUUUUGUUUUAUUUUUUUUAAAAAAAGAACGAAUUAUUCAUUCUCUAAACUACCAUCUUCAUAUGUCUUUAACAAAUUCUAUUUUCUUGUAGUAAAUGACGAAAUAAGAAUGUAAAUUGUACAGAUUCAAUUUUCUUUUUCUAGACAAUACUACUAUUGAAUUAUUUUUUC
This is a messenger RNA of Schistosoma bovis, 2094 nucleotides long. The record is from the annotation of a GenBank genome assembly. Lineage: Eukaryota; Metazoa; Platyhelminthes; Trematoda; Strigeidida; Schistosomatidae.